CGACCGAUCUACCAUUUCACACCCGGGAAGACUCAGAGAAACAGUUCUUGCUUCAACAGUGUUUGAACGGAACUUUUCCUUCAUCUCGCUCAGAAUUCACACUUAAAUCCAUUCCGGACACAAAGGAUAGACCCCUUCUUUUGCACUACUGAAAAAAGUCAUCGUAAGCUUUAUUUUUGUACCGUUUUGUUAAGAAAAACCGCGAAGAAACGUCAGCUGAGAUGGACUCCCAGGUGAGACAGAACUACCACCGCGACUGCGAAGCGGCCGUGAACCGCAUGGUGAACAUGGAGCUGUUCGCCUCCUACAACUACACUUCCAUGGCCUAUUACUUCUCCCGUGACGACGUGGCCCUCCCCGGCUUCGCUCACUUCUUCAAGGAGAACAGCGAGGAGGAGCGAGAGCACGCAGACAAGCUGAUGGCCUUCCAGAACAACCGCGGAGGACGCAUCUUCCUGCAGGAUGUCAAGAAACCAGAGCGUGAUGAGUGGGGCUCUGGUCUAGAGGCCAUGCAGUGCGCUCUGCAGCUGGAGAAAAACGUGAACCAGGCUCUGCUGGAUCUGCACAAACUGGCCUCUGAUCACACCGACCCUCAUCUGUGUGACUUCCUGGAGACCCACUACCUGAACGAGCAGGUGGAGGCCAUUAAGAAGCUGGGAGACUUCAUCGCCAACCUGAGCCGCAUGGACGCCAACACCAACAAGAUGGCAGAGUACCUGUUCGACAAGCACACCCUGGGGGGGAAGAGCUAAACGCACCUGAGACUGGAGACUCCACCGUAAAGCUCCAGCUGAUCGUCACUGUCUGAUCUGAUGAAACAUGAUCUUUGACUACAUUACCCAUAAGCCCCCUCUUCUGUGACACUCUUACUGUGGCAGUUUCUGAUCUGAUGACCUGAAUAAACAUUUUGAGCUGGA
Molecule: messenger RNA, 917 nt
Organism: Eleginops maclovinus (Patagonian blennie)
Lineage: Eukaryota; Metazoa; Chordata; Actinopteri; Perciformes; Eleginopidae
Product: ferritin, middle subunit
Exons: 4
Coding region: 222-752 (176 amino acids)
Biological process (GO): iron ion transport; intracellular iron ion homeostasis
Cellular component (GO): cytoplasm
Molecular function (GO): ferric iron binding; ferrous iron binding
Source: RefSeq, a predicted model, not a curated record